AUGCCGUCCCCAUCAUGCUCCAAGCGCAGCAGCGGCGCCCACCUCGCCAUCGACAAGCUCGACUACAACUCGCCGCGCCGCCCGCUGCUCGGAGGCUCCGACGCCUCGAGCUCCCACGACCCGAGCAACGACAACAGCUACGCCGGCAGCUUCUUCGAGCAGGUAGCCGAGGGCGUCAUGGAGCGCGACCGCGACCGUCUGCAGCGCGUCGUCGUGCGCUGGCUGAGCUUCGUCUGGGCCAUAGUCAACUGCCUCUGCGCCGGCAGCAUCACCGCCUACUCGCUGUACGGCCACCUCUUCCAGAGCCGGCUGCACUACACACAGCUCCAGGUCAACAUGGUCAGCAUCGUCGCUGAGCUCGGCAUGUACCUGCCUGUGCCGCUCUUUGGCUAUCUGUGCGAUCGCCUCGGGCCUGGGGCUCCCUCGGCGCUGUCGGGCGGCUUCUUCGGCUUCGGCUAUCUGCUCGCUGCGUUUGCGUACAAGAGCGGGCCGCCGCCGUCUGCUGCGCCGUCUGCUGCUGCUGCUGCUGCUGGACAUGGCUGGCCGUUUGCCGUCAUGGUGCUGGCCUUCUUCGCCGUCGGCAUGGGCACGAGCUGCAUGUACCUGUCCGCCGUGACGACAUGCGCGAAGAACUUUGGUCGCGGCAACGCAAAGGGCGUCGCCCUGGCUGUCCCCAUUGCUGCCUUUGGCCUGAGCGGCAUGUGGCAGAGCCAGGUCGGCGCGCACUUGCUCUACGAGAAGAUGGCCAACGGCAGCAGAGGAGACGUCGACGUCUUCCGCUUCUUCCUCUUCCUCGCCAUCCUGCUCCUCGCCGUCGGCCUCCUCGGCACCCUCACCCUGCGCAUCGUUGACGAGGAGGAGCUCAUCGACGACGCCGUCGAAGAACUCGAGCGCUCCGGCCUCCUCACACACGACGAGUUCUUCACCGCCGCCGCCCACAACCACGGCUACGGCACCCUCCCUCCCCAAGACCUCUCCGACUCCACCGUGGACUUCCUGCAAUCCGAGGCCGCUGCCCUCAAAGCGCGCCACGAGGAAGAAGCUCGCAAGAAGACCUGGCUCCUCAACGAAGAAACGCGGCGCUACAUGCUCGACCCGACAAUGUGGUGGCUAGCAGCCGGUUUCUUCCUGGUCACUGGGCCGGGCGAAGCAUUCAUAAACAACCUAGGCACCAUCAUCAACACGCUCACACCCCCUCAUGUCGACGUGAGCACAACGCCAGCCACACACGUCUCCAUCGUCGCCAUCACAUCCACCCUCGCACGCCUCAUCACCGGCACACUGAGCGACAUCCUCGCCCCCGUCGCCCCCGUACGGUCGCACCUCCAAGGACCGGACAGCAUCGCAAACUCCCUCUCCUCCCUGCCUCCCCAGCCAACCCGCCGCUUCACCGUAAGCCGGAUCACCUUCCUGCUCACGUUCGCAUUCCUCCUCUCGCUCGGGCAACUCCUGCUCGCCUCCGGCGCAAUCCAAAACCACCCCAACCGCUUCGCCCUCGUCUCCUCGCUCAUCGGGGCCGGCUACGGCGCCGUGUUCAGCCUGGCGCCCAUCGUGGUCAGCGUCGUCUGGGGCGUCGAGAACUUUGGCACGAAUUGGGGCAUUUUGGCUAUGACGCCCGCCGCGGGGGCGACGCUGUGGGGCGCCAUUUACGCCUUUGUGUACCAGAGGGGUGCCGACAACAUGAACGUUGGCGAGAAGGACGUCGAUGAUGUGCUGUGCUAUGGCAAGAGCUGCUAUGCGCCCACGUUCUGGGCGAUGGCUGUUUGCGUCUGGCUUGCGAUGGCGCUUUGGGUGUACGCUUGGAGGGGGCCUGGGGGGUGGAAGAGGAGGGGAGUCGCCGUUUGAGGGGUUGAUGAGGGGUUGCUUGGUUUCCUUGUUCUGGUAUGUUUGCGCACGAUUUGGGUUUUGUUUGGUCUUGGUUUGGCAUGGCAUGGAAGCGUGCAUUUGCUUCGUGGCGUCGGAACCUUGGGUUUGCAUUCGCUCGCCUGGUGUAUAGGCGCAGCUCGCGGCGUUGGACGGAUACUUGCAUUACAUCCACCUUCAAUGAGCAUACAUCAUUACUAUCCAUACAUCGUUAC
This is a messenger RNA of Macroventuria anomochaeta, 2078 nucleotides long. RefSeq names its product MFS monocarboxylic acid transporter. The coding region runs from base 1 to 1845 and encodes 614 amino acids. The transcript has a single exon. Gene Ontology annotation, biological process: transmembrane transport. Gene Ontology annotation, molecular function: transmembrane transporter activity. Lineage: Eukaryota; Fungi; Ascomycota; Dothideomycetes; Pleosporales; Didymellaceae. Gene Ontology annotation, cellular component: membrane. The record is from RefSeq and is a predicted model, not a curated record.